This is a messenger RNA of Pristis pectinata (smalltooth sawfish), 3380 nucleotides long. RefSeq names its product netrin-3-like. Gene Ontology annotation, molecular function: protein binding. The transcript is spliced from 7 exons. Bases 39 to 1829 code for a protein of 596 amino acids. NCBI's taxonomy places the organism in Eukaryota, Metazoa, Chordata, Chondrichthyes, Rhinopristiformes, Pristidae. The record is from RefSeq and is a predicted model, not a curated record.
CAGCCGGUCCCCGUGUGCAGCGGGCUCCCGGGACGAGGAUGGCGUGGUUUGGCAGCCUGUUGGUCUUCGCCUGUCUCCUGGAACCGUGCCUCCCCCUGGGAAUGUUCGCGCCGCAGCACAGCCACCCCGACCCCUGCUACGACGAAGGCGGGCAGCCCAGGCGCUGCAUCCCCGACUUUGUGAACGCGGGCUUCGGUCGGGAGGUGCAGGCGUCCAGCACCUGUGGCUCCCCGCCCAGCACCUACUGCUUCCUGACGGAGAAGGGGGGCAGCCGGAGCAGGACGUGCCGAACCUGCGACGCCUCGGACCCCAGGAACGCGCACCCCGCCGCCUACCUGACCGACCUGAACAACGCGCACAACCUGAGCUGCUGGCGCUCCGAGAACUUCCCGCAGCCGGCGCACAACGUCACCCUCACCCUGGCGCUGCACAAGAAGUUCGAGAUCACCUACGUGAGCCUGCAGUUCUGCUCGCCGCGCCCCGAGUCCAUGGGCAUCUACAAGUCGAUGGACUACGGCAGGACCUGGGUGCCCUUCCAGUUCUACUCGUCGCAGUGCCGCCGGGUAUACAACAAGCCCAACAGGUCGCCCGUCACCAAGCAGAACGAGCAGGAGGCGCUGUGCUCGGACGGCUACACCGAGCCCUACCCGCUGAGCGGGGGGCUGAUCGCCUUCAGCACGCUGGACGGCCGGCCCUCGGCACAGGACUUCGACAACAGCCCGGUGCUGCAGGACUGGGUGACGGCCACCGACAUCAGAGUGGUGUUCAGCCGGGCGCACUCGCUGUGGGACGGCCCGGAGCGGGACGGGGGUGCCCGCGACACCUUCCACUACGCGGUGGCCGACCUGCAGGUGGGCGGCCGCUGCCGGUGUAACGGCCAUGCGUCCCGCUGCGUGAAGGACAAGGACGGCAACCUGGUGUGUGACUGCAGGCACAACACGGCCGGAGCCGAGUGCGACCUCUGCAAACCCUUCCACUACGACCGGCCCUGGCAGAGGGCGACUGCCCGCGACGCCAACGAGUGCCUGGCAUGUAGCUGUAACCUGCAUGCCCGACGUUGCCGAUUUAACAUGGAACUUUACAAGCUCUCUGGCCGAAAGAGUGGAGGUGUUUGCCUAAAUUGCCGGCAUAAUACGGCAGGACGACAUUGCCACUACUGUAAGGAAGGAUUCUACCGAGACCUCACCAAGGCUAUUACUCACCGCAAAGCUUGCAGAGCUUGUGACUGUCACCCUGUUGGAGCUGCAGGUAAAACAUGCAAUCAAACAACAGGACAGUGUCCAUGUAAGGAUGGCGUGACUGGCAUCACAUGUAACCGGUGUGCUAAGGGUUACCAGCAGAGUCGGUCUCCAGUCGCUCCUUGUAUAAAGAUCCCAACAGCAUCACCAAGGUGGGUGGCAAGCAGCACUGUCGAACCUAUUGACUGUGAAUCAUACUGCAAACCUGUGAAAGGCAACCUGAAGAUUAAUAUGAAAAAAUACUGCAAGAAAGAUUACGCCAUUCAGGUUAAUGUUCUGGAUAUGAACACAGUGAGUGAAUGGGCAAAGUUUACUGUGAACAUCAUAUCAGUUUAUAAGAGCAGAGAUGAGAGGAUUAAACGGGCAGACCAAUCUUUGUGGAUAAAUAUGAAGGACUUGGCUUGCAAGUGCCCAAAAAUCCAAAUGAGCAAGAAAUACCUCGUGAUGGGAAACUUUGACAGUAUGUCUGAGAGGCUUGGAGGGCUCCUGGCUGAUAAAAACAGCCUUGUCAUUCAGUGGCGAGAUGUGUGGACAAGAAGACUUCGAAAAUUCCAGCGCAAAGAGAAAAAAGGGAAAUGUGGAAAAGCUUGAUUGAUCAAUUUUGGAGAAGCUUUAGGAAGCAUCAUGGGCUACAAUUUCAACACACUUUGGGUUCAAAAUACGUCCUUCAGCAAUUGCUGAAAGGUAAAUUAGACUGUGAUGAGGAAACGGGAGGCUAUAAAUGACAUGAUAUUCACCACAACAUGUUACACAAACUGUUGGCUGAAUAUGCUUUGCAAAUUGAGCAUUCCUUUUUAAAAUGUGCCCAUGACUCCUUUCUAUGGGUAGGGGUCAGGCUGCCAUCGGGCUGUUCUCUGACCCCGGAGCCAAGUUAGUAUCUGACAGAAGGACAUUCCCACCUUGUCCUGCCCAUUGUCCCCAUCCCCCCUCACCCCGAAUGAAGUAAGCAGUAUCAUUUUUUUGCCUGUUAUGACUAACAUACGAGACAAGAUGUGGUAGUUUAUGUGAGGCCGACAGCUGUGCUGAACAUAGAGUGUAAAUAUGGACUGGUUCCAAGAUUUUUAGAGCCAGAUUGUUGGCACACAGCAAGUGAAUUGUUAACGUUGUGUAUUUUGAACUGUGAUUUGAAAAUAUCCAGUUUCAAUUAGAUUUUACAAAGUGCAUUAAUAUUGUAAAACUUUCAGUCCAACACGCAAUCCUUCAGCUUAAUAAAGCCUACUAUAUUCCAGUGGUCCUAUGGUCACAUUAUCAGAGGAGCUGUAAAUGUAGUCACCUUGAAACCACCCUCCCAGAAUGACCAAUUUACAAAGAUAUCAGCCUUGUCUCAGUAGUACAACCAUCAACUCUGAGUGAUUUUUUAAAAAAUUAUUUUAAGUUAAAAUGUUCAAGUUCCCCUCCAGUGAUUUGAACAAGUCUAACCCUAGAGAGGUCCUGAAGCCCUGCCUACUCUCACAUGGAGAUCCUGUGAUAAUAUCCACAACAGAGCAGAGGCUUCAGAACAAAUUGGCCUUGAAAUUCUUCAGUGCUGUAAAGAUACUUUAGAUAGGCAGUGCCUUGGGAGGCCUGAGCAUGUUUUAUGCAAGGGCUGACCACUGAAAAUUCUGUCUCUGUCUUGAAUGUAUUCAAUGACACUGCCAAUUUCUGGGGUAGAGAAUUCACCACAGCAUGUGGGAAAAAAUGCCUCCUCAUCUCAAACUUAAAUUGGUGAUGCCUUAUUCUGAAACUAUGCCCCCAAGCUCUAUAUUUCCCCAUGAGAAUGAUGGCCCUCUCUUGGCAUUCUGAGAGAAUGAUUCCCCUCAUGGGAGAAUAUAGAGAUUUCAGUAAGAUCACUCCUCACUUCUUCUAAACUCCAAUGAAUGUAGGUCCAAACUGCUCAACGUUUCCUCAUGACAACCACUUCAUCUUAAGAAUCACCCAUAUAAACCUGCUAUGAACUAUCGCCAAUGCAUGGAUAUCCUUCCUCAAAUAAGGAGACCAAAACUCCAGGUAUGGUUUCAACAACAUCCUGUAUUAUUGAAGUAAGAUUUCCCUACAUGUAUUUUCCAAUUCCCUUGCAAUGAAGACCAAAAUUCUAUUUUCCUCCCUAAUUACUUUGUGUACCUGUACACUGACUUCCUGUGUUUCAUACGUGAGGACACCUGA